AUGCCUGCAGCCCACAGGACUAUUCCCAGCCCAGAGAUCUAUGGCCCGGGCACUUUUGUCGACGAGAAUUUUCUUCCUGUCCCCGAUGACGCUCGUCGAGUCUUUGAAAUCCUCGCCAACGCAACAGAAAACUUUACAAAAGACCCUCGCGUUUGGGACUCUGUCAAAUUUGAGGGCCAUGAUGAUCCCAUGAUUCCCGGGCCUCUAAAGGCCCCUGUUGUUGCAGCUGCGCUUCAUGCUAUGUGUGGCGUUGUUGCCAACGAACUGCUGGCCGAACGAGACGGCCAAGAAGCACACGACCGAGAGGUGAUAAUUAAUACCGACCAGGCCGCGAUCUGGCUUGGAUCUAUUCUGACGGUUCGCCUGAAUGGAUCCGACAUUAGCGAGUUAAUCAAGAUGGGCAAGGGUUCUUCUAUCUUCGACCGUGAUUUCGAAAAGGGUGUUUUUGACAACCCCCUCAGACUCCGAACGACUGCCAUCUAUCCUACCAAAACUCCUGGCGUCUGGUACCAGCUGCAUGGGUCGCUCCAUGCGGACCCUGUCCUUCGCGCAAUCGGCGUUGAUCCUGAAACCAAAUGCGAGACCCUCCCCGAUGCAUACAACCUCAUUCGCCAACAGGUUAAGAAAUUCAGCGCCAAUGAGCUAGAGAUGAUUAUGGUUAAGAAUGGAUUCUGUGGAAGUAUUUGUUAUACUCCCGAGGGAUGGAGCGAGACAUUGAUGGGCAAGCGGCUCCAGAGCCAUCCAUUUGUCAAUUAUUCCCACCAGUCUUACGCCGCCCCUACACCUCGGGCUCCCUUGCCCAACUUGCCAAGAGAUAAGUGCCCGUUGGCCGGCAUCAAGGUUGUGGAGCUUGUUCGAAUUAUCGCCGGCCCGGUGAUCGGAACUACUUUGGCUGCGCUUGGGGCCGACGUGAUCCGCAUCAAUUCCAGCAAGCUUCCGGAUCUGAAUGCUCUGCAGUUGACACUAAACGCUGGAGUGCGUACUAUUGAUUUGGACCUCUCCAACGAUGGAGAUGUAGCUCGGCUGAAGGAGCUCGUUGAUGACGCGGACGUUUUCAUCCAAGGCUUCCGACCGGGUACCCUAGAGCGGAAGGGCUUUGGCUUGCAUAAGAUUCUACAGGUGGCCAGCAGAAGAGGUAAGGGAAUUGUCUACGUCGAGGAAAAUGCUUAUGGGCCGGAUGGUCCCUUCUACGAACGACCUGGCUGGCAGCAAAUUGGAGACGCCGCCUCGGGAGCCUCCUUUGUGACCGGGAGAUCCCUUGGCUAUACUGAUGGGACCAGUGUUCUGCCACCUCUUCCAAUCUCGGACAUGACCACUGGCCUCGUUGGAGCCCUCGGCACUUUGAUGGCUCUUCGUGAUCGUGCACGGAAUGGAGGCUCUUACCGUGUGCUUAGUUCCCUGGUCGCCGCUGAUGCCAUUUCUCUGCAACCGGAAAUCGGACUUUAUUCACCGGAGGUGGUGCGAAAGAACGAAGAAACCUUCGAGUGGGAGGUUAUGGAGCCUUCGCAGUAUGUGUCGGAACUGCUCAUGGUCGUGAUGAAUGGCUGGAAAAGGGUCUACCCUGAGUAUUUUGCUCCGGAUUCAACCCCUUAUGACAGCAUUUGA
Messenger RNA from Penicillium canariense, 1605 nucleotides. RefSeq lists its product as uncharacterized. Gene Ontology annotation, molecular function: catalytic activity. The transcript has 2 exons. NCBI's taxonomy places the organism in Eukaryota, Fungi, Ascomycota, Eurotiomycetes, Eurotiales, Aspergillaceae. Bases 1 to 1605 code for a protein of 534 amino acids. The record is from RefSeq and is a predicted model, not a curated record.